Molecule: messenger RNA, 3108 nt
Organism: Cydia amplana
Lineage: Eukaryota; Metazoa; Arthropoda; Insecta; Lepidoptera; Tortricidae
Exons: 2
Coding region: 118-3108 (996 amino acids)
Biological process (GO): DNA integration
Molecular function (GO): nucleic acid binding
Source: RefSeq, a predicted model, not a curated record
AGAAUCGCGCCGCGCGUGCGCGGUGAAACGUUAGAGAUAGAAGGCAUAGGCGGUGUAGUACGAGACCCAGAUUCGUAUGCGUUACGGGUCGCAAUACGGGGUUUUUGUAGCCGACAUAUGGAAAUGAUGGAGACGUACACAGUUUGCGAUGUAGGUUUAGGAGCGCAGGGCGUACCGCGAGACUUAGUGGAUAAGUGCGAUCAUUUAUCUAAAAUCGCGGACGAAUUAAGUUACCCUCCCGCAGUACCUACUAUCGUGAUAGGUCAAGAUAACUGGCAUCUCAUCGUUACUCGGCAAAUUAUAGACGGUCCGCCUAACCUUCCGGUCGCGAGUUUAACCAGGCUAGGAUGGGUUUUACACGGUCCCGACCGUACACGUCGCGCCGCGGUACAGUUUGUAGGGCACGCACGGCCUAAUACCGCGGAGGACGAAGCCUUACAGCUUAUGAAACGGCAUUUUGACAUAGAAUCAUUAGGCGUUUCACAGAAGUUACCUCGGGCCGAUCCCGAUCAACGCGCGCUAGAUUUAUUAAAAGCCACCUGCGAAAAGAUACCGGGGGAGAAUAGGUAUCGAUCGGGCUUACUGUGGCGAUCAGAUGACGAGAAACUCCCCGAUAACCGAGCGCAAGCAUUGAAACGGCUGCACAGUCUAGAACGAAAGCUAGACCACGAUGCGAAUCUUAAAGCCGAAUAUGCGAAGCAUAUGAACAAUUUGCUUGACAAAGGUUACGCGGAGAAAAUGGACUCGCCGCCGCCCCCCGAUGCACCCCGGACGUGGUAUCUAGCGCAUUUCCCAACUUUUCACCCGCAACGCGGCAAAAUGCGAUUAGUUUGGGACGCGGCCGCCACAGCUCACGGACGCUCGCUGAAUAGCGCGCUGUUGGCUGGCCCCGACCUGUUAGAGUCACUUUUUGGCGUAUUAGUGCGCUUCCGCGAAGGCAAAAUCGCGGUGAUAGCCGACGUCAAAGAGAUGUUUUUACAGAUCGAAAUAAUAGAGCAAGAUCGCGAUGCGUUACGUUUCGUUUGGCGGGGGGAGGACCGCACCUCUCCACCGCAAGAAUAUAGGAUGAAGCGGCUUAUAUUUGGAUCGGCAGCGUCGCCGACAACCGCGUUAUACGUCAAAAACGAAAACGCAAAAACGCAUAGUAAAGAAUAUCCGAUCGCAGCUGAAAAAACGAUAAAGAAUACGUACAUGGACGACAUGUUGAUCGCCCUCGACACGUCCGAAGAGGACGCUAGACGCGUAGUAAACGAUGUUUACGAGCUUAAUAUGCGCGCGUCAUUCGAACUUCGCGGGUUCGCAUCGAACCAUCCUGCGGUAAUUGCUGACGUAGUUAAUAGCAAAGAGGAAACGUCUCUGUUAGGCGCGAACGAGAGCGAACGUACCUUAGGUUUGAAAUGGAAUCACAAGCGUGACACCUUAGGUUUCAACGUAAACUUUCGAAAUACGCCCGAAGACGUCAUUAACGGUCAAAAGUUACCCACAAAACGGCAGGUCACAAGUAGCGCGAUGUCGAUAUUCGAUCCGAUCGGUUACGUAAGUCCCAUAUCAGUGUUAGGGAAGGCCUUAAUGCAAGAGGUAUGGAGAACGGGAAUCGAUUGGGACUCGCCUAUACCCGUCUCGCUCGCACCCGCGUGGCGAUCAUUCAUAGAUAAUUUCACACGAUUAGUUCGCGCCACCGCUAGUGUUCUGGUUGCCGCCGAGGCAUUUAAGGCCUUAUCGCUACCUAAGAAAACAGAGAUUAAUAAGGGGCAUUUAGGUUUAGCAGAGAUAUUGCUAAUACGACGGAGUCAACAUACCGCCUUUCCAGAGGAAAUUAAGCUGCUGGAAACUGGGCGGCCACUUCCGAAGAAAUCUCCGCUACACAAAAUAGCUGUACAACUUGACAAAAACGGAAUCGUCGUACUAAACGCUAGAAUCGACAAAGACAUGCACAUACCUGUCUUGCAUGCGAAAGAAGAUUUCGUCAAGUUACUAGUACACCAUUUUCAUGCUCUCUUCCAUCACGGCAACCACGCAACCGUCAUCAACGAGUUGAAACAAAGGUACUACAUUAUCGGGCUGCGCGGUAGCAUUCGCUAUAUAGUGAAUAAGUGCCAAUGGUGCAGGACCUACAAGGGAUCAACACUCAAGGUUCCCGUAGGUGACCUACCGCCAGAAAGGCUCGAAGCGAAUCAACCGCCGUUUACCGCUGCAGCCGUAGACCUGUUUGGCCCUAUGCAUAUAACUAUAGGCCGCCGCCGCGAGAAAAGAUGGGGCGUAUUAUAUACAUGCCUCACGACGCGCGCUGUACAUCUGGAGCUUGCCGCCUCACUUUCGGCAUCCUCCAUGAUACUGUCGCUACGCCGAAUGAUAGCGCGACGCGGCACGCCUACAGUUCUCUAUUCCGACAACGCCACCAACUUCUGCGGCGCGGAACGAGAACUAGCAGAGGCCAUAAAGACGCUGCCCGACAUUCUCAAGCCCUUUUUGACCGAGCGAGCCAUAAAAUGGAAGAAAAUUCCACCCGGCAACCCCUCCGCUGGCGGUGCCUGGGAACGGCUCGUGGGCAGCGUAAAAACCGCACUAAAAGUAGUUCUGAAAGAAAGAGCACCCCACGAAGAAGUUCUACAUACGUUAUUGUUAGAAUCAGAGCACAUAGUAAAUUCUAGACCGCUGACACCAGUGAAUCCAGACUUAGACAUCGAAGCCCUGACGCCGAAUCACUUUCUUAUCGGUCGAUCGAGCUCCAUGUCGCCACUGGGCGUCUUCACAGACGCAACUAUGUCACUCUCUUCGUGGAGAACAGCGCAAACGCUAGCCGACCAUUUUUGGAGGCGCUGGCAGCGGGAAUACCGACCCAGCCUCCUCCCCCGGCCUGGUGCUCAUCAGAACGUGAAAAAACUGCAUGAAGGCGACGUAGUCAUCGUAGCGGAUAGCUCCAUGCCACGAGGAACGUGGCCCAGAGGCGUAAUCGUCCAGCUCUUUUCCGGCCCGGAUGGUCAUGUAAGAGUGGCCAUUGUUCGCACCCGCGCAGGUGACGUCCGCCGCCCAGUUUCCCGGCUUAUACCCAUCCACUCCUCACAUGAAGACGGUGUUGGCACACGUGGGGGAGACUGUCGUGAAUAG